This is a messenger RNA of Aureobasidium namibiae CBS 147.97, 540 nucleotides long. RefSeq lists its product as uncharacterized. Gene Ontology annotation, cellular component: membrane. The record is from RefSeq and is a predicted model, not a curated record. The transcript is spliced from 2 exons. NCBI's taxonomy places the organism in Eukaryota, Fungi, Ascomycota, Dothideomycetes, Dothideales, Saccotheciaceae. Bases 1 to 540 code for a protein of 179 amino acids.
AUGGGCGAGUCGUCAUCCGAAAGGUCGUCUUUCCUUACCAACCUCGGCCUCACCGCCAACAACUCGCUCACCCCCCUGCCUAACUACGGCCCCCAUUUCCUCCUCGGAAACUUCCUGCUCAGCUACGUACUCACCACCACCCGCUUCCAAAAGGGCAGCUAUGGUGUCGACAACAACAUCAGCCCCCGCUACGAUCUCGAGUCCCCUCGCGCCGAACAACUCGUCUCCAAGGGCAAGGUGACCCAAGAGCAACUGGACCAGCUGCGUCGCAUUCAGUCUGCCCACUCCAACUCGAUGGAACACUACACUGUCUUCACAGCUGCUGUCUUGUGUGCAAUGGUCUCAAAAUUGGACAGCGGUAUGCUCAAUAGAUACGCCACCAUCUACACAUUGGUCAGAGCUGCCUACUUCGUGGUCUACAGACAGAACACAACUAAACAGGCUGCUGGUAUCAGAAGCGUGCUGUGGUGGGCUGGAAACAUUGUGUGCAUUCGCCUCUUCUGGUUCGCUGGAAAGGCUCUGAACGCACAUGUUCUGUAG